Messenger RNA from Ctenocephalides felis (cat flea), 1966 nucleotides. RefSeq names its product Krueppel homolog 1-like. NCBI's taxonomy places the organism in Eukaryota, Metazoa, Arthropoda, Insecta, Siphonaptera, Pulicidae. Gene Ontology annotation, biological process: regulation of transcription by RNA polymerase II. Gene Ontology annotation, molecular function: DNA-binding transcription factor activity; RNA polymerase II cis-regulatory region sequence-specific DNA binding. The record is from RefSeq and is a predicted model, not a curated record. Bases 114 to 1775 code for a protein of 553 amino acids. The transcript has 4 exons.
AUGGCUGGUUAAUAUGAACUGUAAAGCUUUAAAAAAAAUAUUUUUUUUAAAUUUUUUAUUGAUAUAUAAGUUACCAAUCUGGGACUAAAUAACAUAGACAUUGUAUUAGAAAAAUGUUUGUUAAUAAGGAUUUAAGUAAUUUUAACGGCUCUCAAAAUUCGUUACCUCGUGCGAACGGCACGAUGGUGGGUUCAUACUAUACUAGUUUACCCAACAGUCUUUUAGUUGGGGGUGAAAUACCAUCAAAUUCACCUGCGGACUGUACUGCUUCUACCACAAUGUCUUCUCCAAUAAGUGGUAACCAUAUACCGCAAGCUUCAGGCGCUGUAUUGCUCCGCUGCAACGAAUGUAAUAUGACAUUCACUAAUAAGAGUGCAUUUGGGGCGCAUAUUCAAUCGCAUACGAAGCAACAGAAUGUUGCCAAGAGUGCUGUACAAAUGUCUCCAGCAAUAGGGACAGCCCAACAGACAACAGGACCCACAACGUCCUCGGAUCCUUAUGAAUGCGAUGUAUGCAAAAAAACUUUUGCGGUACCAGCGCGGCUAGUGAGACAUUACAGGACUCAUACAGGAGAAAGGCCGUUCGGGUGCGACUUUUGUCCGAAGAUGUUCAGUGUGAAGGAAAAUCUCCAGGUGCACAGGAGGAUACAUACUAAAGAGAGGCCUUAUAAGUGUGAUGUAUGCGGCAGAGCAUUUGAACACAGUGGAAAAUUGCAUCGGCAUAAACGCAUCCAUACGGGCGAACGCCCCCACGAAUGCAACAUUUGUGGAAAAACUUUUAUACAGUCAGGUCAACUAGUCAUUCAUCUGCGGACUCAUACCGGCGAAAAACCUUACAAGUGUACGGUAGAAGGUUGUGGCAAAGGUUUCACUUGUUCCAAACAAUUAAAAGUACAUUCAAGAACGCAUACGGGUGAAAAGCCAUACCAUUGUGACAUUUGUUUGCGCGAUUUCGGAUAUAACCAUGUGCUGAAACUGCAUCGAGUUCAACAUUACGGUUCAAAGUGUUACAAAUGCACAAUUUGUGAUGAAACAUUCAAAAAUAAAAAAGAGAUGGAAGCUCACAUAAAGGGUCAUGCAAACCAAAUUGUUGACACAGUUGAGGCCCCUGUACAGACUGUCGUACCUAGUUCAAUGUCACCUGAAACGGAUUCGUCAUCGUGCGGGUCUGUGACGAGUAAUAAAGAAAAUAAAAUCUAUAAAGAAGACGCACCUGCUUAUACUUAUCAUAGAUUUGAUCAACAAUUAGGAUACUCUAGUGGUAUGAAUCUCCUAGCCACGGCUGCUGUAGUGUCGUCUUCCGAGAAGAAAAUUUCUUCACCCGUUUGUUAUGAUAUGGAAAUAGAAUCUAAUGAUACAAUUUAUAAUACUGAGCCAACUAAUUAUUCGCCCAGAAGCGUCGAAAGGUCGAUGAACAUGUAUGAACAUUUAGCCGUUAUGAGGCAAGCAUACCAGCUCAUACCUCAACCUGUUCCUGAAUACCAUUCAAAUUUAGAGAAAUCAAAUGAUAUCAUAAAACGUGUAGAAGCAGCGUUGUCUGUUGCUGAACAUAGUCCAACUACUUUUAGUGUACCUAGUUCAUCACCUGAAAGACUUUCUGUGACACCACCACAAAUAUCUGAAAUGGAACAAGAUAUUUUGGAUUUAGCAGCUCAUAAAGAAAUGAUGAGUCUGCCGCCUAGAAAAAGGAAAAUGUACCUCAGGGAUAUUGAAUCCGCUCCAGUUAUCAAUAAUGUUAGAUUAAGUUCAGUCAUUCAAUUUGCGAAAGCUUCAUAAAAACAUUAUUGCUUUAAGAUUAUAGAACAAAGACUAGCAAAAAUUCUUAACUACUUGAAGAUUUAAAUAUUAUUUUAAUGAAAGCAUUCUGAUAAGAGCUUUUGGCUUUUGAUUUUGAUAUAUAAUUAAAUCGUCAAUUUUAUUGAGUAUCUGAAUGAUGAGACAAUUAAACAAUCAUAAAAUUAAAAACU